Messenger RNA from Lathyrus oleraceus (garden pea), 1686 nucleotides. Its product is annotated as pathogenesis-related genes transcriptional activator PTI6. The transcript has a single exon. NCBI's taxonomy places the organism in Eukaryota, Viridiplantae, Streptophyta, Magnoliopsida, Fabales, Fabaceae. Gene Ontology annotation, biological process: regulation of DNA-templated transcription. Gene Ontology annotation, molecular function: DNA-binding transcription factor activity; DNA binding. The record is from RefSeq and is a predicted model, not a curated record. Bases 507 to 1340 code for a protein of 277 amino acids.
UUUAUCUCGUUUUCUUCUCUUACAUUCCUCUCUCUCUCUCACCAAAUCCCCUUCUCUCACUCACGCUCACCCCGUGUGAAAUAUUACCCUGAGAUUUAAUCGUAUCCAAAGUCUCUCUCUCUCUCUCUUAGGAAUAUAUAUCUUCACACCAAAAGCAAAAGUUUUCAUUUCUUUUGCUUCAUUUAACAACUACAAAAUCCCCAAACCUCUUAAUUCCUUCACAAUAUCUCCUUCCCCACUAGAUCCACUCCAUUUCUAAGCACCACCUUCCCCUAAAUAUUUCUAUCCACACCUCCCAACCCAAAAUAUUGCUAUCUACACCCCCUCUAAAAUCCUCACUUUUAAGCUUAAGCUUAUACCAACUUUCUUCCUCUUUCACUCCUUCAUGCACGCUCCUUCGUUCUUUCUGUUCACUCUCUCACUUCACUCAAUUUACCUUAACACUCACAAAACCCUCAAACAUAAACCUUAAAGAAAAACCUCUGUUUUCUCUUUUUCUCUCUACCAUGUCUUUUCAGAAGCUGAAAAUUGAAACUCCAAGUUCAAUUUUUGGGGAUAACCCAUCAAUCAAAACAAAGAGAAAACCCAAAAGAAAGCUUCUUCGAAUCAUAAUCACUGACCAUGAUGCCACAGAUUCUGAUUCCUCCGGCGAUGAAGGGAGAGAGAGAAACAACAGCCUAAGAACAACACAAAGAAAACCAAAAAGAGAAGUCCUUGAAAUUAACAUGCACCAUCCCGUAUUGGAUUCUUCUUUCUCAUUUUCUUCUCCUUCAUCAUCUUCUUCUCUCGCAUGCUCCGAGAAAAACCACAAAAAGUACAAUAGACCUAAGAAAACACCAACCUCCUCCGCCACGCGCCACCGCAACAAGUUCCGUGGAGUGAGACAACGGCCGUGGGGAAAGUGGGCAGCUGAGAUCCGAGACCCUGCCCAACGAAAACGUCUCUGGCUUGGAACAUUUAACUCCGCCGAAGAAGCCGCCGCCGAGUACGACAGAGUUGCUGUGAUGCUUAGAGGUCCUGACGCCGUUACCAACUUUCCUAUUUUACAGGCGAAGGCGGAACUGGAAACUGAAGUACCACCGCCGGUGAAUGGCGGAAAUGACGGCGGAGCUGGUUACUACGACGCUCUGGCUUCGCCGACGUCUGUUUUAACUUAUAACUGUGACUCGACGCCGUUCGACAGUCUCCGUUACGGAGACGUGGACGCUUUUGGGUUCCACAUUGACGCGCCGUUAAGUUUGCCGGAAGUUAACGGUACGCUGACGUGUCAUCAAAAGUUGGAAAAAGAAGAGGCGUUUGAAGAGUUUGAUCUCGACGAGUUUAUGACGUGGCCUUACUAAAAAUCUCCGGGUUUAUUUCUCAAUUGAAAAGAGAACAGGGACUGUUUGGUAAUUAUACUUUUUCCUGCUGGUUGUGUAAUCCCGAAAAUGCCCUCGUUAGAGUUUGUGGUUUUGUCCUGCUUGCUAGUGUGAAGUUAAUUUGUGAUUAGUAAAGUAAAAAGCAUGAGUGAAGUUGUGAGUAAAAAAAAUCAGAGUAAGUAUUAGUGUAAUUUCUGGUAUUAGAGUUGAUAAGUAUAUAAUUCAAUAUAUAUAUAGUAUAUAUAUUAAGAAAUUUUGGUGUUACAUGAGAAAUAUUAUUUUAUUGUAAGAAAGCUAUAUAUUAAGAAAUUUUGUCUUUAUAUUCCUA